CUUGCUCUUUCACGCACCUCUCAUGGAAGCAGGACUCAAAAAGCUCUUUCAACUUGUGCAUCAUGCUUCAGCUUGGAUAUCUUGGUGCAGCACGAUUGAGUUAGUUCAUUCUGUUUUAUCACUGCACCCGACAUGUUCCUGCGUUAGUAGCUGUGGUGGAAAAAAAGGAAUAGAAAGCUGCUGCGCUGCUUUUUCUUGCUGGGGACAGCCUGUGCUUGGAAAUCUGUGAUGCUCUUGAAAGUUUCUUCUCUUGCCUUUGUGAUGCCUGAGCAGCACAAUGGGAAUACUGCAGGGCAAAUCCUGUCUUUAGUGAUGCCAAUUGCCUUUUGACCUUUUGAAAUAUAUUGAAAUAUCGUACUGAAAAGGUUAGCUGUUGCUGUUUUACAUUGAAUCUUGCUUUUUAUCCUUCUGCCAGACUGUACAAGCCCCUUUAAUUUGUAUCUGCAGCAGCUGGAAUCAAACAUGUCAGAUGAAUGCAGACUACCACUGCAGAAACUGGGGCUCGAGCAAUCAUCAAGAAAUGGAAAGAUGGGACUGUUGGUGGCCUUAGUGCUGCAGAGUAGAGGUACUCUGUAAAGUGACUGGCAAAUGGGUGUCCUGACUGGCACGUUUCACCUUAGUGAUUUUUAGCUCAGCUUCGAGCUCAGAACCAAGUACUGAAAAAAGGGGUUGUAGAUGAGCAAGCGAACUCUGCUGCUCUGAAGGAGCAACUGAAGUUGAAGGAUCAAUCACUGAGAAAACUGCAACAAGAAAUGGACAGCUUGACCUUUCGAAAUCAGCAACUUGCCAAGCGGGUGGAGUUACUUCAAGAUGAACUUGCAUUAAGUGAAGCUAGAGGCAAAAAGAACAAGAAAAGUGCAGAAUCAUCUCAGUUGAGUCAAGAGCAGAAAAGCGUCUUCAAUGAAGAUCUUCAGAAGAAGAUAGAAGAGAACGAACGACUGCAUAUACUUUUCUUUGAAGCAGACGAGCAGCACAAACGCUUAGAAGCAGAGCUGAGAACUAGACUUGAAGUUUUGGAAACUGAUGCUGCCCAGCAUCAGGCUGUGGUGGACAGUUUAACAAGGAAAUACACAGAUACUAUAGAAAAGCUGCAGAAUGAUAAAGCCAAAUUGGAAAUCAAGUCUCAGACACUAGAAAGAGAAGCUAAGGACUGUAGGCUUCGAACCGAAGAAUGUCAGCAACAGUUAAAGAAUCUUCAAGCAGCUUUGGGCAGUAGACUGGAAGAAUCUCUAUGCAUAAUCAGUGAAAAAGUACCUUUUAAUGACACAAGAUCAAAUCGGUAUAAUGCUCUGAACAUACCAUUACACAACAGAAGAUAUCAGCUCAAGCUGCGAGACCUUGCUGGCCAGGCACUGUCUUUUGUUCAAGAGCUUGUAACAGCUCUUUUGAACUUUCAUACAUACACUGAGCAGAAGGUCCAGAUCUUUCCCAUUGAUUCUGCAACAGACACUAUAUCACCAUUAAAUCAGAAGUUCUCACAGUAUCUUCAUGAAAAUGCUUUGUAUGUUCGCCCUCUGGAGGAAGGAAUGCUUCACUUGUUUGAGAGUAUUACUGAAGAUACUGUGACAGUCCUGGAAACAGCUGUGAAAUUGAAGGCCUUCUCAGAACAUUUAGCUUCAUACCUAUGCUUUUUAAGAAAGAUUCUUCCUUAUCAGUUAAAAAGUUUGGAAGAAGAGUGUGAGUCUUCUCUUUGCACAGCUGCUUUAAGAGCUAGAAAUAUGGAACUACACAGAGACAUGAAAAGGUUGACUGCGGUCUUUGAGAAGCUACACACAUAUAUUAGUCUUCUUGCUUUACCAAGCACAAAACCAGAAGGACUACUUCGAACAAAUUACAUCUCGGUGUUUACAAGCAUUGCAGCAAGUCUUCGUGGAUCUCAUGACAUUUUAAAAGACAUUUCCAAGCACUACAGUCAGAAAGCUACAUUAGAACAAGACAUUCCAACUGUCACACAGAAACUCAUAACUACAAAUGACUGUAUUUUGUCCUCUGUUGUGUCUUUAACAAAUGGAAUGGGCAAGAUUGCCUCGUUCUUUAGCAACAACUUGGAUCAUUUCACUGCUUUGUUAAGCUAUGGCCCAAAAGGAGGAACAGAGUUCAUCAGCCCUCUUUCAGCUGAGUGUAUGCUGCAGUACAAGAAAAAGGCAGUUGCUUACAUGAAGUCUUUGAAGAAGCCUUGUGCAGAUUCAGUGCCUUAUGAAGAGGCUUUAGCCAAUCGCAGAGUUCUUCUGAGUUCCACGGAAAGUAGAGAAGGUCUUGCACAACAGGUCCAGCAGAGUUUAGAAAAAAUUGCAAAACUUGAACAAGAAAAAGAACACUGGAUGUUGGAGGCCCAGCUAGCUAAAAUAAAACUAGAGAAAGAAAACCAAAAACUGAAGAACUCUCUUAGUGGAUAUUUAGCUGAAACUAUACAAGAACGUUCUGUUUUGCCAAAUGUAACUGAACAAAAGGAGGAAACAACAGAAAAGAGUCAGAGGGAACCUAUUAAAAGUACUAGUCUGGUUGGGAUGUUGACUAUAGCUACUGAUAAUGAGAAGGCUCCAGAUGUUGAGUCUCGUGAAGACUUAAUAAAAAAACAUUAUAUGGCAAGGAUAGCAGAACUUACAUCUCAUCUACAGCUUGCUGACAGCAAAUCUGUACACUUUCAUGCUGAGUGUCGAGCACUUGCCAAACGACUGUCUUUAGCGGAGAAGUCCAAGGAAUCACUCAUGGAAGAAUUGAAACUAGCUAGUCAAAACAUCAGUAGAUUACAGGAUGAAUUGAUGACAACAAAGAGAAGCUAUGAGGAUCAGUUAAGUAUGAUGAGUGACCAUCUAUGCAGUAUGAAUGAGACCUUAACUAAACAAAGGGAAGAAAUUGAUACACUAAAAAUGACUAGUAAGGGAAACUCUAAAAAGAACAAAAAUCGAUAGUUCCUGGCUCAACUGUCCAUGGAGGCUGCUGCUGAACAGAAUGCAGAUAUUGAACAUUCAUUGUCCAGUUCCUGCUUGUUACAGGAAGCAGGGGUGGUAUUUGAUCUAGUAAAAAUGGGAUUGGUGCUGUAAAUGGCUUUAAAAUACUUAGAAUUUCUAACAGAACUUCAUGUUGUUGUAUCUAAACCGGGACGCAUACACUCUGUGGAUAAUUUAUAUAGUAAUUACCUUCAGUUUUUACUGUGCACUUUUUAAAACUGGGUUUUAAUUUCAUGUAAUAACUACAGCUUUUGUAUAUUUUUCAAAUAGAUUAUGCAUUAACAAAUUUGGUAUCAGUACAGUAGUUGUCUAUUCUUGAGUUACGUUAAACUGUCAACACAUGUACAUUCAGUUACUUGUUAAUAAGUUUAGAAGUUAUUUUUGAGAAUUUGGCCACGUAAGCUGUGCAGCUACUGUAAAUGUAUUCCUGUUCUCAGCCCUUUUGAACUAAUUGGAAUUGUGGCUUUAAAUGAUUUCUAUAAAAUCACACAAGCAAAUGGGAUCAUUCUUAAUUUAGAUUGCAAUAGUUCAAACUUUCUGCUUGUAUUUGGCACUUUGAAUUUUUGAAAUAAAGAGCACAAAUAGCUGAACUGGGAUACUUCUAUGAAAUUGUUUUUAAGCCCUUAUUUAGGCAUUUUGUUUACAUGUAUAUGUACUGGUUGAAAUAGCUGUUUAAAUUUAGAGGACAAUGUGAUCGUAUAUUCCUUCACUCUUUUGGGGCAAAUUGUGUGUAGAAUAGAACAGCUUACUGUGCUCUCUUAUGGUAAAGAAUAUGAAAUACAUAGAAAAUUUAAACACUGAAUUUGGAAAAAGUCUUUCAUGGAAUUAAAUCCUGAUAGAUUGACUGGGGAUAUGCACAUGGUUUUCUUGUGUUUUGGGAAGUUUGUGAACUUUAGGCCUUUCCUAAUUUUUUUUUUAAGUGAAGUCCAAUACCAAAAGUUUUCAUGGCAUUGACUUUUUUUAAAACAGAUGCUGUGCUGCUCACACUUUACACUGAUCUUCUGUUUCAUAAAUUGCAUUAUGGCACUUGUCCCAUAAGGGUUCACUCUGAUAUCAACUGUGUCGGUGUUAUUAAUAUGCAACAAUAAAAUCAACUAGACAAAAA
Molecule: messenger RNA, 4056 nt
Organism: Cygnus olor (mute swan)
Lineage: Eukaryota; Metazoa; Chordata; Aves; Anseriformes; Anatidae
Gene: PPP1R21
Product: protein phosphatase 1 regulatory subunit 21
Exons: 22
Coding region: 753-2912 (719 amino acids)
Cellular component (GO): early endosome; membrane
Source: RefSeq, a predicted model, not a curated record